Messenger RNA from Yarrowia lipolytica CLIB122, 999 nucleotides. RefSeq lists its product as uncharacterized. Lineage: Eukaryota; Fungi; Ascomycota; Dipodascomycetes; Dipodascales. The record is from RefSeq and is a predicted model, not a curated record.
AUGAAAUUUUCAAACGUGCUACUGAUUUCCGCGCUGUCGGCCGCGUCGGUCGCCGCCCCCGUGGCCGAGCCCGAGCCCAAAAACGUCUGGGUCCCCAAGGUGCCCGACAACGUGCUGCCUGGACCUGAGAAGCGAACCCUCGAGAAGCGACGAGGAGGAGGCUCCAAGGGCGGUGGUGGAGGUGGAGGCGGGUCCCGAGGCUCUUCGGGCUCUUCGGGCUCUUCGGGCUCUUCGGGUUCUUCUGGCUCGUCUGGAUCUUCUGGCUCUUCUGGCUCCUCCGGUUCUUCUGGCUCCUCCGGCUCCGGCUCCUCCGGCUCCGGCUCUUCAAACUCGGGAUCUCGACCAAACUCCGGCUCGUCUGGCUCGUCCGGUAACUCUGGAGCCGCCCCCGGAGCCGCCGCGGGCUCUGCCCGAGGAGGUGUUGCUCCCGCCCCCGCAGGAUCGCCCUACCGAGGAGGCGCCAACGGCGCUCCCCCCGCUUACUCGCAGAUGCCCUCGCGAAGCACCCCCGUCUACGGCAACCGAUACGCCGGAGGCGCCACCCAGCCGUUCCCUGCUGGCGCCCGAUCCAUGGGCGGCAUCUUCCCCGGCCUGGUUCUCGGAGCCGGAGCGGGUCUGCUGCUGGGAUCCGCCAUGCACCACGGCUUCAACCGAAACGACCAGGUCUACGAGUACAACUACUACAAGACCAUCAACGGAACCGAUUACCACAUCCAGUGCUUCUGCAAGGCCUACAACCCCUGUGGAUGCGACGACCCCAGCGACGACGACUUCCUCAACAACCUGCCCCAGGGCAAGUAUGCCGUGGGCCAGGUUGACGGCAACCAGACCAUCCAGAUCGACGGUACUCUGGAGAACUCCACCGACGCGUCUGCCAGUGCCUCUGCCAGUGCCUCUGCAUCUCCUUCUGGAACUAUGGCUGCGUCUGGUGCCGGAACCAACAGCGCCAAUUACCUGACUGCCGGUGUCAUUGCCGGAGCUGUUGCUUUGCUGUUGUAA